Messenger RNA from Cyprinodon tularosa, 1717 nucleotides. Its product is annotated as BMP and activin membrane-bound inhibitor homolog. The record is from RefSeq and is a predicted model, not a curated record. NCBI's taxonomy places the organism in Eukaryota, Metazoa, Chordata, Actinopteri, Cyprinodontiformes, Cyprinodontidae. The transcript is spliced from 3 exons. Gene Ontology annotation, molecular function: frizzled binding. The coding region runs from base 440 to 1198 and encodes 252 amino acids. Gene Ontology annotation, biological process: negative regulation of transforming growth factor beta receptor signaling pathway; transforming growth factor beta receptor signaling pathway; positive regulation of canonical Wnt signaling pathway.
CCGUCUCCAGUGUGAGCCAGCAGCCCAGCGGACUGUUACUCUUCUCGGUUUCUCCGCGCAGGAAUACAAACGUGAUGGAGGAGAAGCAGCGCUGACGACUUUUCCAUUUCAUUUCCCGAGGAGUUUAUCUUUCUAUUUAACUUUUUUUUUUCCUUUCAAGUCCUGGGAGCGGAGGACUAUCUGUUCUUUUUGUUAUAGUCCGGUAAUGUCGGAGCGUUUCCUAAAACAAACCCGCUAACAUUUCAGUCUCCAUGCGGGAGAAGAAGCUUGUUUUCCUACCUGGUGUCGUUGUUAUCAGGCCGGUGAGCUGAAUGGCUCGUUUUUCACCCUGACUGAAACUUUAUUUUUUUUAUUUUUGUAUGUUUUUUUUAUUCUUCCACCGUCUGGGCUUCUCUGUUGCUGGAUAUAACCGUGGUCUCUGCGCUGUAACUCCGGGUAAAUGGAGCGUCAGUCCAGCUUCAUUUCCAUCUGGCUCCAACUGGAACUCUGCGCCAUGGCGGUUCUUCUGACCAAAGGAGAGAUCAGGUGCUACUGCGACGCUCCGCACUGCGUGGCCACCGGGUACAUGUGCAAAUCCGAACUGAACGCCUGCUUCACCAAGGUGCUGGACCCGCUCAGCGCCAACUCGCCGCUCACCCACGGCUGCUUAGUCCCCGUCUCCAACGCCGCCGACGUCUGCAGCAGCCAACGGGCCGCUGACUCUCUGACGCUGGAGUGCUGCCAUGACGACAUGUGUAACUACAGGGGCCUGCACGACCUGGGACACAGCAGGGACUCCGCAGAUAGCCGUUACCCAGCCGACGGCAGCAACAGGAACCUGGUGACGCGGGUGCAGGAGCUGGCCUCGGCCAAGGAGGUGUGGUUCCGGGCGGCGGUGAUCGCCGUGCCCAUCGCCGGCGGCCUCAUCCUGGUUCUGCUCGUCAUGCUGGCGCUGCGGAUGCUGCGCAGCGAGAACAAGCGGCUGCAGGACCAGAGGCAGCAGAUGCUGUCGCGGCUCCACUACAGCUUCCACGGCCACCACACCAAGAAGGGCCACGUGGCCAAGCUGGACCUGGAGUGCAUGGUGCCGGUGACGGGCCACGAGAACUGCUGCCUGACCUGCGACAAGAUGAGGCAGGCGGAGCCCGGCGGCGACAGGAUCAUGUCUCUGGUGCACUGGGGGAUGUACAGCGGCCACGGGAAGCUGGAGUUUGUCUGACUCUGUCGCUUCUCUGCCAUCUUUUAUUUUAUUUCUUAGCCUUCUGAGGACAUUCCCAUGUUUCCCAAGCAGGAAACGACGCAGAACUGAUCUCGCGUCGUUCCGUUUUGUUUGCCAGAGGAGCACUUUACUUGAAAAAGAGAAGGCUGUAUUUAAACCCGAGAGGGCAGAGGACUGAGGGUGGAGAAGGGACCCACUCCCCAAGAGGAUCCUGGACUUUCUACACGCUGAAGGAUUCCAAACGUUGUCUUAUUUGCACAUUUUGUUUUUCUAAGAAUUGAAAGAAAGAUUUUACACUGACACCAGGGUAGAAAAAAAGCUGAACACUCCUCUGGACGCUUCAUGACUCAAACCUGUUGGUCAGAUUGAAAUAUGUCUAUUUUUGUCUGCGUAAAAACGGACCUGUGUGCGUCUUCAUCAGAGUGAAUGUUCCACUUCUUUCUGUGAUCAGACUAAAAGCUUGAUUGUGUGUGUGUGUCUGAAAGAACUUCAAUUAAAGUGUCUUUUUAUUUAAAUCUG